Molecule: messenger RNA, 252 nt
Organism: Saccharomycopsis crataegensis
Lineage: Eukaryota; Fungi; Ascomycota; Saccharomycetes; Ascoideales; Saccharomycopsidaceae
Exons: 2
Coding region: 1-252 (83 amino acids)
Source: RefSeq, a predicted model, not a curated record
AUGCCGAAUUACCUUUAUGGUUCCAAACAAAAAUCUCCUCGUAAAAACCUGAAACACGUCGACAGUGGUGUGUGUACUAUAUUGACUCACGCAGUAGAAGUGCGGUUUAGAACUUAUCAAAUCCAUCAAGGGACAAACAACAAUGCUUGUGUGCCUAGAAUGGUGCAAAGACAUAUUGAUUGGGUGGGACUUCCUGAAAAAUCUAUUGAAGCACAGGACAGAGCACAAGCAAGAGUCGGCACACGUUUAUAG